Molecule: messenger RNA, 588 nt
Organism: Rotaria socialis
Lineage: Eukaryota; Metazoa; Rotifera; Eurotatoria; Philodinida; Philodinidae
Source: the annotation of a GenBank genome assembly
AUGUCGAUUUUCUUGCAAGUUGUAUGUUUCACAGUGACUAUUACUUUUAUUCAUGGACAACAAUACGUUAUUAAACGAGAUUUUCAGGCAUCUUAUCAGUUUAAUUCGUUUUCCGUAUUUACAAACGAUGAAUAUCAAGUACUUUAUCGUAUUGAAACACAAUAUUCAUUGACAUAUGCAGCAACUAUUAAAUCUAUUUUACCGCUGAACGAUUUUAUUAUUGUUGCACAUAUUGAUACAUUUCUUGGGUCGCAUAGAAUUUUUACUUUUCGUUUACUUAAUUCAUAUUUAGGCCGAUGGUUGGACGGACGUAUUUAUCAACGAACUAUGCUUAUUUAUGUUAUUGAACUUGUUAAUUUUGAAACGAUUAUUAUUGAAUUAUCACCACCACGUACACCGACGAUGUCAUCAUUAAAUAGUGUACGUUUUCGUGAUGGACGAAUAUCAAAUAGAGUCCUAGCAGAUUAUACAGAGCGAACACCAUGGCUAUCGAUAUAUGAUUUACGUUUAUUUAGUAAUGAGUAUCCAAUUGAACUGUAUCUUGUUGGUUUCGCUAUUGUACAAAGACGAAGUGAAAUUGUAUUUUAA